AUGCUUAAAAUGAAUUCAGUACGGCGUGAGUUCAGCAAAUUGCCAGAUCUAAUCAUCAAGCUCACACGCCGGCAUUCCAUCAGCGAUAACCCAGAGGCAACCAGCGAGACCUCGAGUACCGAGAAGGUGUAUGUCUCAGCCGCGGCCCUUCAGAAUGCAUCACCGGUUUGGCGGCGAAUGCUCGACCCAGAAAACGGGUUCCAAAGCCUGCCUACAGAAGAAUUCGGAAAUGCGAAAUUACCAGUUCUCUCACUGGAAGACGAUGACGCGGAUUCAAUGCUUAUAUUGCUCAGAAUUUCGAUGCAUUACCGGAAUAGGGCUAUCCCAAAGUCCCUAAGCUACGAACAGCUACUCGAUAUUGCGAAUUUGUGUGACAAAUAUGACUGCGGGGACUUGGUACACCCUUGGCCUAGCUUUUGGAUUAAAGAGUUGAUGCAAAACAGCAACCAAUUGAACCCUGGUUACGAAGGAUGGCUGCGUAUCGGACACACCUUCAGUGAAAUUGACGGAAUGGAGUCGUUAGUAGAGCAACUGUCGGCACAAUUAGCGAAGGAGUGCUGUGAAUGGGAUUCGAAGACGUCGGAAAAAUUUUUGAGAUGGGAGUUACGUGAAAACUUGAUUUUGCUACCCGGCAACGGAUUUAGCGUGGCUACAGAUGAUAUACCAAGCCCUAUCCUAGGCGAGUCAGCCGGAAAAUCUCGUUUCCACCCCAAUCAUAAGGAUUAUAUCCCUAGCUGGUGCAAUACUGUCAAUAUGCACUGA
Molecule: messenger RNA, 762 nt
Organism: Orbilia oligospora ATCC 24927
Lineage: Eukaryota; Fungi; Ascomycota; Orbiliomycetes; Orbiliales; Orbiliaceae
Exons: 1
Coding region: 1-762 (253 amino acids)
Source: RefSeq, a predicted model, not a curated record